UGACCCUGCGCGGCGGCGGCGGCGGCGGCGGGAGCGGCGGCGGCGGGCGGCUGCUGCCCGUUUCCUGGUGGCCCGGGGCGGGGAGGAGGCGAGGGAGGAGAGGGAGAGGAUGCGGCGCAGGUCCCGGCUGCUGCUGUGCUUCGCCUUCCUCUGGGUGCUGGGCAUCGCCUACUACAUGUACUCGGGCGGCAGCGCCGCGCUGGCCGGCGGCGGCAGGAAGGAGGACCCAAAUGACGUUGACCCCAAAAGGAAAGAUGUGCAUGUCAGUGAUGGGGAAGACAAGGCACAAAGUGUGGAGACGUUACCUCCAGGAAAAGUUCGGUGGCAAGAUUUUGAUCAAGAUGCUUAUGUUAGCGCUACUAUGGUGCGAUCUGGUCAGGAUCCAUAUGCCCGCAACAAGUUCAAUCAGGUAGAAAGCGACAAACUUCGAAUGGACAGAAACAUUCCUGAUACAAGGCAUGAUCAGUGUCAACGGAAACAAUGGCGGAUAGAUUUGCCAGCCACUAGUGUGGUGAUCACCUUUCAUAAUGAAGCAAGAUCUGCUUUGCUUCGAACUGUCGUCAGUGUCCUUAAAAAAAGCCCGUCACAUCUAAUUAAGGAAAUCAUACUGGUAGAUGACUACAGUAAUGAUCCUGAUGAUGGUGCUCUCUUGGGAAAAAUUGAAAAAGUGCGGGUUCUUCGAAACGAUCGCCGAGAAGGCUUGAUGCGCUCUCGUGUCAGAGGGGCAGAUGCAGCACAAGCAAAAGUACUGACCUUCCUGGAUAGUCACUGUGAAUGCAAUGAACACUGGCUGGAACCACUUUUGGAAAGAGUAGCUGAGGACAAGACCAGAGUUGUGUCUCCUAUUAUUGAUGUAAUUAAUAUGGACAACUUCCAGUACGUGGGGGCGUCAGCUGAUUUAAAAGGCGGUUUUGACUGGAACCUGGUGUUCAAAUGGGAUUACAUGACACCAGAGCAAAGAAGAGCACGGCAAGGAAACCCAGUUGCUCCCAUAAAGACACCCAUGAUAGCUGGUGGGUUGUUUGUGAUGGAUAAAUCCUAUUUUGAAGAACUAGGAAAGUAUGACAUGAUGAUGGAUGUUUGGGGUGGAGAAAACUUAGAGAUCUCAUUCCGAGUUUGGCAAUGUGGUGGGAGCCUAGAAAUCAUCCCUUGCAGCAGAGUUGGUCACGUAUUCCGCAAACAGCAUCCGUACACAUUUCCUGGUGGGAGUGGUACCGUAUUUGCAAGAAAUACACGCAGGGCAGCAGAAGUAUGGAUGGAUGAAUACAAAAACUUCUAUUAUGCAGCAGUGCCUUCAGCCAGAAAUGUACCUUAUGGCAAUAUUCAAAGCCGAAUGGAACUCAGAAAGAGACUUAGCUGCAAGCCCUUCAAGUGGUAUCUCGAAAAUGUUUAUCCUGAGUUGCGGGUACCUGAUCAUCAAGAUAUAGCUUUUGGGGCUUUGCAGCAGGGUACCAAUUGCCUUGAUACUUUGGGCCAUUUUGCGGAUGGUGUUGUUGGAGUUUAUGAAUGUCAUAAUGCCGGAGGAAACCAGGAAUGGGCCUUAACAAAGGACAAGUCAGUGAAACACAUGGAUUUGUGCCUUACUGUUGUGGACAGAGCACCUGGUUCACUAAUAAAACUUCAGGGCUGUAGGGAAAAUGACAGCAGACAGAAAUGGGAACAAAUUGAAAGCAACUCUAAACUGAGGCACGUUGGCAGCAACCUCUGUCUAGACAGCCGAAAUGCCAAAAAUGGUGGUCUCACCGUUGAGAUCUGCAGUCCCUCUUUGUCACAACAGUGGAAGUUCACACUUAAUCUGCAGCAGUAGAACUUACAAGCAAAAUGCUGUUUCAAUUCAUAGACAUUGGGCAAAGUUUUGAUUGAAUUACUGAUGUAUUUCUUAAAACUUUCCACGGAACUUAUAUACCUCAGUAUUCCAUCUUUAUCUGAAAGUAGGAGAGUGCUGAAGCAGACACCAGGGAAUCGGUGGACUUGGAGCACUGCAAAGAUUUCACUGAACAUGGCUGCAGCACAGUUCCUUCUUGGUGUGAAGACUUCAACAGUUCCUUUCUGUCUUCAGUUACAUACUUGCACAGCAGAUAAUUAACUCUAGGAACAACUGAUGUAUGAUAGAAAAAGGAUCUCAAAAAAACACCUGUGGGGGACAGGGUGUGGGAGGGAGGGUGGGAAAAAUUACUAGGAGAAGGUCAUUUGAAAUUUCCAUUUGCAUAGAGAUCAUUGUUUGUUGUUUCCAGAAACAGAAGUGUCAUUUUGAAGGGUUUUUUUCCUGUGUGUACUUGGUAAUUUGAAUAUGAACUUUUCUAUGAUGGACUCUAAAUAUAAAUAUAUAAAAAUAUAUAUAUAUUGUCAGCUCCCAAUGAUUUAUAUCAAUUUUCAUCACCCUAUAAUUAUCAACAAAUUCAUUGACGUAUGUAUAGCCAGAAAUUGGAUCGGAAUGCUAGGAGAGUGAAACUCAAUGAAGGUGUGGAUUUUGCGCAGCUGAGUAUGAUGUCCGUGCUAACACUGGAUGCUUUUGCUUUGCAAACUGGAUCUACUUCUUAAUGCUUCGCCCUCACUGGAGAUCAUGAAACUCAGGAGGAGAAAGAAAAUAGCAGAAUAAGCCAAUGCAUCUGCACAGAUGAUUGCUCGGAUUGUUUAUUCCUACUUGGAAAUUCAUUACAUGCGCUCUGGAUAUCGUUAAUCUUGUACUUGGUAUUUGUGUUCAUCAUUUCUGUAAUAUUAUGUUCUUAAAAAUACUUCCUUUGUUACAAAAUUGUACGAACAGUGCAGAUCUUUCACAGAUGCAGCCAUGUGGGUUCAGCACAAUUUUAUUCUGGGCCCUAAUCAGAAAAAAAUUCUGUCUCAAGCUCCCCUUUUGAAUUCUAAGAUGGAAUAGUAAUGUCACUGUUGACAGCACAAGGUCUGAAUUUUAAUUUGCAAGGAUGAGCAGCCAAAUAAUCUCUCUGAAUUGCACUUGCUUAAUUUAUAGGCCUACUACUGCGGUAUUCCCCCCCCUUUUUUUUCAUUAAAUGAGGCUUUUGAAUGUAUUCAGGCUUGGCUCUGGGAAUCAGUCUGGAUACCAGCAGAUCCUCUAUGGUGUUUUUAACCAUAAACCCAUGCAUUUUUACAGCUUCAAUCCAGCUGAUGUCAUUUUUAUAUUAAAAUAAUACUAUCAAAGUUAACCUCAACUUUUAUCUGUCCUUUCUUAUAUCUGCGUAGACUAUUUACUAUUUUUAUUAAAAGCAAAUGCUUCAUUUAGCUUUUAAAAUGAAAAAGAAAGGUGAAUAACUUGUUCCAGCACUAAUAAGUGACAGAGCAUCGACCAAAAAAAAAAAAAAAUAAGAGCGCAGACUUGCUAGGAAGUGGGUUUGGUAAGAUAUGGAUCUCGGGGGGGAUAAAUGUAAGGGUUGAUCAUAAGGAGAUGAAAAUUUGCUGUACUGCAUAAUGCUGAUACGGUUCCCUUCUUUCUUUGUUUCUGGAAGUAGAAUAGUUCCUGAUUUUUCAGUUUCCUUUGGCUGCAUCUAUACACUAAGUGUAGAAGUGGUACUUUUAUGGGCAAAAUGACUUUGUCAGUCAGCAUGCCCACAAAUAUCUUGUGUCUCAUCUCUGAAGUUAUGACCUGCAAGUACCUGCAUACCUUUUGGAUGGGGACAUUACAUACAGCUUCUCCCAUCCAUCAUCUGACUUCUUAAUAGAGAUAAUACUUUUUUUUUUUUUUGCUUCUUCACAGUCUACUUUCCCCAAAUCUAGCCUGUUUUAGAGGCCAUGCAGUGGAUAAACUAGUUUUCAGCUUCGUCCCUCCCUAUCUGUAGCCUUUUAACCUAGGUGAGAACUUGAGGUACAUGAUUCAUAAACAUAGCAGUAGAUUUCUUAAUAUUCUGGAGAAUAAAUGCUGAUAUAUGGGCUCAGCAGCAAGUCAGUUGUUGGAGGUUUUGAAAAAACAGAAUUUAGAAGAAAAAACACUCAGCUUCUGCCAUGGAUGUAUUUCCACUUGCAACUUUGAUCAUAAUAAAUAGUGCUAACUGAAAUCAGCAGUUGCAACUCUGAAUAUUGACCUGCCUUUUAACUCUGAGGCAGAACUGAAAGUAAAAAAAAAAAAAAUCCUUAUUCCACCUUUUAAGUCUUUAGUGUCAACUGGUAUUAUAUUAAAGUAGGAAUAUUUUCGCUAAUUCCCCAUGGAUGCUGUGCAUAGGGGUCUUAAUAUAGGAGCUGUAUGCUAAAGACAGCAUUACUUUUCUUUGAGAGAACAGACAAGAAGUGGUAUCGUUUUGUUAUGUUUACAUGACAGUGUGCCAAAGUUACGUACUGUGAUUUUAGGGGUUUUUAAUGUUUAAGAAAUUUGCCCAUUUGAAAGAUAAAUUAAGAGCCCUUGAAGCAAAUUGUGAUGGAGUCUUCUGAGAACUUUUCUUACUGUCUUCAGAGCAAGAAUGGUGAUAUUGUUUGUUUUGCAGAUUUUCAAAACAUAGUUUGGAAACUGUUUUUUCAGUUGGUUUGAAAAGUCUGCUGUACAGAGCUUGUACUUUGUUCAUUUUAUAGAUGGAAACCAUCCUUGAAAAAUUGUUUAACUUAAAUAAAGAAGAAUGCUUUAUA
Messenger RNA from Cygnus atratus (black swan), 4569 nucleotides. It is a transcript of the gene GALNT2, whose product is annotated as polypeptide N-acetylgalactosaminyltransferase 2. The coding region runs from base 110 to 1807 and encodes 565 amino acids. NCBI's taxonomy places the organism in Eukaryota, Metazoa, Chordata, Aves, Anseriformes, Anatidae. The record is from RefSeq and is a predicted model, not a curated record. The transcript is spliced from 16 exons. Gene Ontology annotation, cellular component: Golgi apparatus.